Molecule: messenger RNA, 3251 nt
Organism: Hydra vulgaris (swiftwater hydra)
Lineage: Eukaryota; Metazoa; Cnidaria; Hydrozoa; Anthoathecata; Hydridae
Product: atrial natriuretic peptide receptor 1
Biological process (GO): intracellular signal transduction; protein phosphorylation; receptor guanylyl cyclase signaling pathway
Cellular component (GO): plasma membrane
Molecular function (GO): peptide receptor activity; protein kinase activity; guanylate cyclase activity
Source: RefSeq, a predicted model, not a curated record
ACAAUAGCAUGACCUUUCAACUUUUUAUUAAUGUCUUGUUGGUAAAUUUUGUCGUAUAUUAUGUAUCAUCAGAUAUUAUUGUUGGUAUGCUUAUUUCUUUUACAUCUAAUGACGUUAAUGCAAAAACAUACGCGGGAGCAGUUAGUCGCGUUGUUGAUGAUAUAAACAAUAACGAUGAAAUACUCAAUGGCACAAAAUUAAUUUAUUAUAUAGCCGACCCUUCUUGUAAUGAUCGUGAUGGUCUAGGGGCAAGUGUAACCCUAUUUAAAAACUAUAGUAUAGAUGUGUUUAUAGGACCACCGUGCAGCGAGUCUUGCUUAUCAAGUGGACUUUUAUCUAGUUAUGAAAAAAUACCUAUGAUUUCUUUCGGAUGUUCCUCUAAUCUCCUUUCCAACAAAACCAACUACCCUUACUUUGCAAGGACAAAACCAUUUGCCAGAACUAGCUCAGUAUACACGCCAAAAACUUUCUUACAAAUUUUAAAAUAUUUUUCAUGGAAACACGUUUGUUUAAUACAAUCUGAUAAUGAUAUUUACUCUCCAAUGGCGCAAAGAAUUUACGAAGAACUUACUUACAAAGGCAACAUAUCAGUAGAGUUAAAAAGUUACUACCCAAACUAUGUUGAUUAUUUGAGCAAGAAAAAUAUUUUGAUUGGAUUGCAAAAUAAAUGCAGAAUAUUUAUCUUUAUAACAAGUCGCCGCGAUGUGAUAGAUUUUUCUGUUCAUGCCUGGAAACUAGGUUGGAUGAAAAACAAUGAAUAUGCAUUUUUACAUUUGGACUUUGAUUUUGAAUUUGCGAGUUGGACUGUUGAUCGAAUAGCUCAAUGGGGUUUAUCUAAAGACUUUGUUUUGAGUUCUGUUCUCGAAGGUUUAAUAACUGUAUCAAACAAUAGACCUAAUGAAUCUGACUCUAAGUAUAUCCAGUUUCUUAAUGAUGUAGCCAAAAGACUUCAAACUGAUUUUGAUAUAAGUACUUCUGCCAAAAGUGUUACAUCGACUGCUGGAUAUUUAUAUGACGCUACAAUGUUAUAUGCAAGAGCUGUGGAUGCAAUGUUUAAAAGAAAUAGCACAGCUUCGAUAAAAGACGCUCAACAAAUUUUUGAAUUUAUUAAGAAUACCAGCUUUGAAGGAAUAACAGGACUUGUUGAUGUUGAUGAGUUUGGUGAUAGAAUACCAGUGUUUUUGAUAGAUAAUGUACAUAAUGGAACAAUCAUCAAUUUAGCUUCAUAUGAUCCUUUGAUAAAAUCUUCAAUUUCAUUUAACAAAUUAGUAUAUUUUCUUGGUGGAUAUACUACUGCUCCUGUAGACAUUCCUAAAUGUGGGUUUGAUAACAAAGGUUGCUCAGUGAUGUUCAAGCUUGCUCUUGUUGUUGGUUGUGGAUUUGGAGUGCUAGCAUUUUUAAUAAUAGUUUCAAUAUUAUAUUUAUACAGAAAGAAAAAAUAUGAAAUGAAAAUUCUUAUGAAAGGAUUGGUUAUAAACUGGAAUGAAUUAUCAUUUGUUGAUAUGGACAGUAUAAAAGCAUCAGUUCGCAGUAGAAUGUCUUUUAAGAGACGCAAGCAUGAUCAACAGAAAUCAACUAAUAUUCGGCAAUUUGGUCAAUCAAGAAGUGUUUACUUACAAACUACUCAGUUGUUUGUCAAGACAAUAAAAAACUGUAAGCUUGACCUCAACAAAGAAAUGUUGAUUGAUUUGAAACAUAUGAAAGAUUUAAAUGAAAUAAAUGUCAAUUCAUUUAUUGGAGUUUCUAUCCGUGGUCAAGAUUAUCAUUUACUGUGGUCAUAUUGCUCAUAUAAUUUAACGGACGUCUUGCAUAAUAAUGAAAUUACUUGUGACUGGAUGUUUCGACUUUCGUUUGCUAAAGAUAUAGCUCAGGGUCUCCACGUAAUUCAUAAAAGUUUGGUAGGUGUACAUGGUCAUUUGCGAUCUUCUAAUUGUUUGGUAGAUAGUAGAUGGGUUUGCAAAGUAUCUAAUUUUGGUUUGAGAAAAUUUCAAAACUUCUUAAAAGACAACGAAUUUUCUGUAGAACAUCUAAAGAAUUUUUAUGAUCCACCGGAAAUGGUUCAAAAUUCUGUGUAUUAUGCCUCCUCUGAUAUUUAUAGUUAUGGAAUGAUCUUAUAUGAAAUAUAUACAAGAGGUGAUCUUUAUGAACUGGAAUUAGAGUCUGGAUUUUCUCCUCGAGAUAUAAUUGAGAAGAUAAAAAAAAACUCAUCGUCCAUGUUACUCCCAAAAAUACCUGAUGUUGAUUCUCCACACAACUAUAUCAAUCUGAUGAAAGAGUGCUGGAAGAAGGUUCCAUCACAGAGACCUACAACUAAGACUAUUCUUAAAACUAUUGUUAAAAUGGAAAAAAAGAGUGGCAUAAAAGGAAGUUUAGUGGACCACAUGUUGACUAAAAUGGAAAAGUACACUGACAACUUGGAAACCAUAGUCGCUGAAAGAACACAUGAGUUAGAGCAAGAAAAAAUUAAAACAGAAAAUCUUCUUUACAAAAUGCUUCCAAGAACAGUUGCAAACAAGUUAAAAGAAGGUCAUCCUGUUGUUGCUGAAAGUUUUAGUUCAGUUACAAUCUUUUUUUCUGACAUAGUUGGCUUCACAAGCUUAUGCUCAGAAAGCAGUCCUCUUGAAGUUGUUGAGAUGUUGAAUGAUCUAUAUGUUUGCUUUGACAAUUGUAUUGAUAUGUAUGAUGUGUACAAGGUUGAAACAAUUGGUGAUGCGUACAUGGUUGUGAGUGGUAUACCUAACCGCAAUGGAGACAAACACGUUGAAGAAAUUGCUACAAUGUCUUUAGAUCUGUUACGCUGUGUCAAAAGUUUUAAAAUUCGUCAUCGCCCUGACACUCAGAUGCAGUUAAGAAUUGGCAUGCAUACAGGUUCUUGUGUUGCUGGUGUUGUUGGAUUGAAAAUGCCUCGAUAUUGCUUAUUUGGAGAUACUGUCAACUAUGCAUCCCGCAUGGAGUCCACUGGACUUGCAAUGCGUAUACACGUCAGUCCUGAGUCUUAUAAGUUACUAUUUCAGAUUGGUAACUAUCAGCUUCUUAAAAGAGGUCCUGUAGAAAUGAAAGGAAAAGGAAUAAUUGAGACAUAUUUUCUUAUGGGUAAAGAUGGUUUUGACAGCGAAAUGCCAAACAGUGUUCCUAAUUCUGAUUCAUAGAUUGUCUUAAAUGAUAAUGACUUAAAAGACAAAAAGAUCACAGACGGUAAUUUCUUUGGAAAGUACAAAUCGUUAAGACACUUGAGGUUUUCUCAAAACAAA